CGCGGCAGUUGACUUGUGAACGUUCGUCCGUGUCCGACUGUAGCGCUCUGAGCCGGAUUCGUGGCGCGUAUUCACAGUGUAGCCGACCCACAGCAAGGACUCUCGAUAUAAGACCAUCGAGUUUACGUGUUGUGUGCGAUUUCAUAGCGGUUUAGUGCUUCGCUGAACAGAGACAACAGAAGUGGCAGAGGCAAUCAGUUCGUCACUCCCAACGAAUCAUUUAGGAUCCUUACAUUGUCCUUGAAGAUAAUCGGCACGAAUCAUAUCAACAAAUGUACGACGGAGACACAAUGACACAAAUCUUCAAGAGGACAAAAAAAUGUUGUGCCAAGCUCAUUCGCAAGCUGACAUUCAACACCCCCAACCCUGUCAGCAUCCCCAUUAAACUUCGCAGCACGGCACAAUAUACCCAGCAAAAACCGAACACCUGUAGCGAAGAUUACUCAACGAGAAUAGAUGGGAUAAAUUGCAGUCCGGCAAAUUCUUGUGGUUUGCCCGAGACUCCAAGACGGUGUAUUGAAACAGGAUGGGAUAUGGCACUAGGAAAUGAGAAACUUCCUUCUACUGGCGCUUCCACCAACAGCAACAUCAACCACAACAGAAUCGGUCAUCCCGAGAACAAGCUAUCCUACGGGGCAGGUGGGGACGACGACGACUACCAAAUGUUUCACAUAUCACCACGAUUUUUCCUAAAACGUGAUAUGACUAUGUCGUAUAUGCGAGUUGAGGACGACAGUGGGGGUGGUCACGUGGACAUCGGAGGUGGAGGUGGUAAACGGAGUUGCAACUUUCCACCAAGAUUGGGCAUGUCCAAUUUAAUGGCGAGUAUGAUUCUCAGUCGACGUGAUCUCAGUAAAUGGAAUAAAUCACAAAACAACAACAGCAGCUGCUGUAGUGACGACGAAAUCGUGACCAAUAUGAAGGAUGGAAGCAGCGACGUAAUCGGAAUUGGUACAGGCGAGGGAAUGGAUGAUAGAGGUGGUGUCGAAUCGAGAACAAACAACACCACCAGCAACCGUAAUCCAAUUAACUUCGACGAGCAAGGUAUCCGGACGCAAGAAAAGCCCACCGGAUCGGAAACAGUGAGCACAACAACCACAUGGAUGGGACAUAAAAAUGAAGGAACCGGAACGACCACAACAAGUUUUAUAGUGCCCGAAACCUUGAAAGUCGAUAAAUGCAGAGACGCCGUUCGACACUCCAGAAGUUGGUGUCGCAGCACCCCUUCAAACCCCAUAGAAAUUGCUGACCGGACAAAUAGUGCUACAACAAAGGACGAGUCCUUAUUAUGUGCACAAAUCGUCUUCGAGAAAGUUAAAUACGAUAAAACGAAACGCUACCUUAGACAUACCCCAAGUGAAUCGAGUACCGCCUCAUCGCCGCGUUCCGUGAGAAGUAACGGACGCCUUUUGUCCUUGGACCGUAGUCAAUCCUCUUCCUUCAGUCUGGACGAUAACAGUUUCUCGGACAAUAACCUGUACUCGUCCUCAUCCCCCAGCCAUUCAUUCUGUUCCAAUGGGGACGAUUGCCACAUUGAAAACGAAUGCUCCUGUGAUCCCAACGGUAACUGUUGCCAUCCAUCAAUGCACGACGGUGAUUCAACGACAAAUCCUUCCGAGAAAGCCAUUAAUCGUAUCAACAGCUUACGUUGUCGUAAAUACUCUGAAACUUGGGAUAGUAACGGAAAUUCAGCGGAUAGUCGUCGUAUUCUCUGUGAGGAAGCCUGGAACGUCUUUGAGAAUAAAAUAAAUACGGCCCGAGAUAAGAAAAUGAUGAUCCUCUACACGGAGGAUGCCGAAGAUUUCAUUAGGUCGGCUAGUCCUAGAUCCAGCUCCACCACGCUCGAGACUUGGAUCGAUGACGAAAUCUUUGAUAAUUCAUUCAACGAAGAGCUGGAGAGACACCAUCGCCACUGUGCUUCCUCGUUCGAGAGAUAAAAUUCAAUAGGAGCAGCAAUAAUAGUAACCGGACAACAUAUACGACCAGUUUGUCAAGCUUGAAAUGGAAAUGGGAAGGAUAUAUACGACGGAGCAGUCCAUUUUACUGAGGGAUCAUCUUGUCAGCAUAAUUUUAGCUGAAAUACCGAAUAGCAAUACAAAGGAUCAUCUUAUCUUAGUAUCGAUAAA
Hermetia illucens (black soldier fly) is the source of this 2126-nucleotide messenger RNA. RefSeq lists its product as uncharacterized. Lineage: Eukaryota; Metazoa; Arthropoda; Insecta; Diptera; Stratiomyidae. Bases 273 to 1937 code for a protein of 554 amino acids. The transcript is spliced from 3 exons. The record is from RefSeq and is a predicted model, not a curated record.